Messenger RNA from Cucurbita moschata (crookneck pumpkin), 1387 nucleotides. Its product is annotated as GDSL esterase/lipase At5g33370-like. Gene Ontology annotation, molecular function: hydrolase activity, acting on ester bonds. The coding region runs from base 67 to 1164 and encodes 365 amino acids. The record is from RefSeq and is a predicted model, not a curated record. NCBI's taxonomy places the organism in Eukaryota, Viridiplantae, Streptophyta, Magnoliopsida, Cucurbitales, Cucurbitaceae. The transcript is spliced from 5 exons.
CUCCCCUCCAUUUUUCACAUCCAAAUUCUUUCACUUCAACCUUUUUCCUUUUUCGUCUCGCCUUCAAUGGCACCGCACUCGUUUGUCGACGUUCUUGUCAUCGUGCUUGCCUUAGCUUCUUUGAGCCCCCGAGCCAAGGCGGGGAGGAGUUUCUUCGUCUUUGGAGACUCUCUCGUUGACAAUGGCAAUAACAACUACCUUGCCACCACAGCCCGUGCCGAUGCAUACCCGUAUGGCAUCGAUUUCCCGACGCAUCGCCCGACUGGCCGCUUCUCCAACGGCCUUAACAUCCCUGAUUACAUAAGUAAGCAACUCGGGUCGGAGUUCUUACUUCCUUAUUUGAGUCCGGAGCUCAACAGUCGGAGGUUGCUCGACGGCGCCAAUUUCGCUUCGGCUGGCAUUGGCAUUCUCAAUGACACGGGAAUUCAGUUUAUCAAUAUAAUAAGAAUGUUCAGGCAAUUAGAGUACUUUGAAGAGUACCAAAAGAGAGUUGCAGCCCUGAUUGGAGCUCAAAAAACAACCCAACUCGUAAAUGGAGCCUUGGUUCUGGUUACCGUUGGUGGAAAUGAUUUCGUCAAUAAUUACUAUCUCGUCCCCUUCUCCGCUCGGUCAAGGCAAUAUGCUCUCCCCGAUUACGUCAAGGUACUCAUCGUUGAGUAUCGAAAGCUCCUCCUGAGGCUUCACGAGCUCGGAGCGCGACGAGUUCUGGUUACAGGAACAGGGCCGCUAGGGUGCGUCCCAGCAGAAUUAGCGAUGCGAGGAAGCAGCGGCGGGCAGUGCUCGGCGGAGCUGCAACGGGCAGCGGCAUUGUAUAAUCCACAACUUCUUCAAAUGAUCAAAGGACUCAAUGCCCAAGUUGGUUCCAAUGUGUUUGUGGCUGUUAAUACUCAACAAAUGCACAAUGAUUUCGUCUCCAAUCCUCAAGCAUUUGGGUUUGAGACAUCAAAAGUGGCAUGUUGUGGACAAGGGCCAUACAAUGGCUUAGGGCUUUGCACCGAAGCAUCAAACUUAUGUUCGAACAGAGAUGCGUAUGCGUUUUGGGAUGCCUUUCAUCCUUCUCAAAAGGCUAAUGGUAUGAUAGUGAAGCAAAUGUUGUCGGGGUCAACCAAAUAUAUGUACCCUAUGAACCUCACAACCAUCUUUGAAUUGGAUUCUAGGACUUGAAAAAUUGCAAUAAAAGCAAUACCGAAAGCCACGAAACCAAGAAAGAACAAGACAGAGAAAAGAUAUAAUCUUCUUUUGCCUCUUAUAAUCAAAAGGGUUUGAAUUAUGUCGUUUUUAAUGUUGCAUUUGCUUUGGUUUGUGUUUAGUGUUGUGUUGUUGGCUUGAUCGAGAAAAUGUGCAUGUUUUGAAUUAUUUAUAUAAUGACCUAACUUAUAGACCUAAA